AUGACCUCAGCUGCUCUAUUCUCAUCGUCGUCCCCAAAAAAAUCCUCAUCCCUGCAAAAUCACUACAUACGAAAGCGAAGAAAAUGGCCGAUCAAACCAUUCGAAACGCAGCGGGACGAAGCUUUCGCUUUGCGUCUUGCCAAACUGUCCUUCAAACAAUCAAUAAGAAGAAACAAAUUCCACCUCCUUUCCGAUCUCAUCAGCUCGUUUUCUGCUUACGAGAUAAACCCUAACCCCCAAUCCUACCAUCUCCUCUUCAAAAUCUUGAUUCAAAAGCGACCCCCAAAUUGGACCGACCAGAUUUCACGAAUCCUCGACCACAUUGAGAAAGUUGAGAGCUUUGAGACGCCCGAGUCGAUUUUCACCGAUUUGAUCAAAUUCUAUGGCGAUGUACGUAGGUUCGAUGAUGCCGUUGAGCUCUUUUCGAGGAUUCCCAGGUUAAGAUGUAAUCCGUCGGUUGAACUUUUGAAUGCUUUGCUUACAGUCCUUUGCAGGGAUGAAAAGGGCCUUGAAGUGGUUCCACAGGUUUUAGUUACAAGUUCAGAAGUAAUGAAAAUUAGGAUUGAAGAGUCGACCUUUGGGGUUUUAAUCAAAGCCCUCUGCAAAAUUGGGAAUUCGAAUAAUGCUUACGAUUUGCUAAAUCAUAUGGUGGCCGAAGGUUUUGGCGUGGAUCGAAAAAUCUAUUCUUUGAUGCUUGCCACAAUGUGCAGGCAGAUAAACUGCAAUGGCAAUGGCAAUGGCAAUGAUAUUAUGCGAUUUGUGGAUGAUCUGAAGAAAUUAGGGUUUGAACCGAAAAGGGAUGAUUUUCGCAAUGUGAUUAGUUUCUUGGUGAGGAAGGGGAAAUGUAAGGAUGCUUUGGGCUUGUUCAAACAAAUGAAAUCGAAUGGGAUCAGGCCUGAUAUCCGGUGUUACAAUUUGCUGCUUGACGGGUUGAUUCUUGAUCGUGAUUUUUCGCGAGCAGAUAAACUGUUUGAUGAAUUGCUCGUGUUUGGCUUGAAUCCAGAUUUCCACACUUACAAUGUCUACAUUAGUGGUCUGAUAGUGCAAAACAAAAUUGAUGAUGGAAUUAGAAUUUUUAACUCAAUGGAGGAAUUGGGAUGUAAGCCAGCCCCGAGCACAUAUUUCUCGAUUUUAAGAGCACUGUGUGAAGUUGGGGAGAUGGGUCGAGCAAUAGGUUUCGUGAAUGAAAUGCGUGGAAAAUGCAUGCAGAUAAAUGCGGAUAUGUACGAGAUUCUGAUCGAUGGUUUUGUAAGUAAUGGCGAUGUGAAUGGAGCUUUAAGCUUUUUAAGGAAAAUGUUUCGUGAGAAAUUUUUCGUUCCUAGACGAACGGCUUUGGGUAAAAUCGUGAAUUGGUUGUGUGAGAUUGGUAUGUGUUCUAAAGCAAUGGAACUGCUUGGAGAAGAGGUUGUAAAGGGUAUAUUAGAAACAAAAACCCAUGUUUUUUAG
This is a messenger RNA of Striga hermonthica, 1446 nucleotides long. The record is from the annotation of a GenBank genome assembly. Lineage: Eukaryota; Viridiplantae; Streptophyta; Magnoliopsida; Lamiales; Orobanchaceae.